GGGGCGGAGGCCAUGGUGUUGGAGAGUGUGAUGUUUGCUAUCUUGGCAGAGAGGGAGCUUGGACCUAAACUAUAUGGCAUUUUCCCUCAGGGCCGGCUGGAGCAGUAUGUCCCUAGUCGUAAACUGGACACCUGUGAGUUAAGCGACCCCAGCAUAUCAGCAGAAGUUGCAGAGAAGAUGGCCAAGUUUCAUGUAAUGAGAAUGCCCUUCAACAAGGAACCCAAGUGGCUGUUUGGAACCAUGGACAAGUAAGUCAUUUGAG
Messenger RNA from Notothenia coriiceps (black rockcod), 262 nucleotides. RefSeq names its product choline kinase alpha-like. The coding region runs from base 13 to 252 and encodes 79 amino acids. Gene Ontology annotation, molecular function: choline kinase activity; ethanolamine kinase activity. The record is from RefSeq and is a predicted model, not a curated record. The transcript has 2 exons. Gene Ontology annotation, cellular component: cytoplasm. Gene Ontology annotation, biological process: CDP-choline pathway; phosphatidylethanolamine biosynthetic process. NCBI's taxonomy places the organism in Eukaryota, Metazoa, Chordata, Actinopteri, Perciformes, Nototheniidae.